AUGCGCCAUGCCGCCCCGUCCUCGACCUUGUUAUACCACACCUCCAGGUCCUUGGCGCUCUCUUUCUCCAUUUACCCCCUUCCGUUUCGUCUCCCUUGUUCAAGGCAACGAGGUCCUCUCCUGGAUAGACGAGACACGCAGUCGCUCUCCUGCCCGUCCCGAUACCCCACGCCCCCCGCCAUCGCUCCUAACAGCAUGCGCUUGGGGAGGCGGUUGUCCUCCAUGCGCAUAACAAAGCCCGCGAAGCACAGUCUCCGUUUGGGCACGGUGGCCUCUAUGGUCUCCUCGCAGUCUGCCUGGAUCGGGGGCUGGGCAUAGGACAGGGGGCGGUCUGAGCGUUUCCGCUUGCUCCAGCCGAUGCACCGUGUGAGGAACUGGCGACUACAUGGACAUAUCGAUCGGCGGUCCCUCGGGUUCAAGCCAUACAUGUCGCAGAGAUGAGGACGCUGAAGGCAAGUACGGCAGCUGGAUGGGCAGCAGGAGAGGGUUUAGGUGACCGUCGGGGGACGGCCUGAAGGAGAGGUUGCUCAGAGGAAUGGGCUCCAUCACGCCGUCUGCGAAACGCCUCAGUACCUGUUGGAGGGAGGCGUGUU
Ectocarpus sp. CCAP 1310/34 is the source of this 593-nucleotide messenger RNA. Lineage: Eukaryota; Phaeophyceae; Ectocarpales; Ectocarpaceae. The record is from the annotation of a GenBank genome assembly.